AUGGCUGCACUGCCAAAAGAGAGAUCCACUCUCUCAUUACCGUUCUCACAUACGGGUGUCGACUUUGCUGGUCCAUUUCAGAUCAAGUCUGGCAAUUUGCGAAAUUCACCAUAUAUGAAAGGUUACGCAUGUAUCUUUGUAUGUUUUGCUACAAGAGCCAUUCAUUUAGAAGCUUGCUCUAGUUUAGCAUCAGAAGCAUUUCUAGCUGCUUUUGUACGAUUUAUAGCUAGGCGAGGAUUGCCAAAAUCAGUUAUGUCGGACAAUGGUACAAAUUUCAUAGGCGCUAGUAAGUCUUUGCUAAAGGAGUAUUCGUUAUUUCUUAAACAAUCCUCCAAGGAUAUAACAGAUAAAUAUGCAAUUAAUGGACUUGAGUGGAAGUUCAUUCCACCUAGCGCCCCACAUAUGGGAGGUUUAUGGGAAGCUGGCGUUAAAAGCUUCAAAAUCCACUUCAGGAAAAUUGCAGGCGCACAUAAAUUUAAUUUUGAAGAGUUCUCUACUCUGCUUGCGCGAAUAGAAAGUGUUCUAAAUUCACGACCAAUAUCACCGAUGUCAGAAGACCCAGAUGACCUGCAGGCCCUUACUCCGAGUCAUUUUCUGCGCGGUGCACCUUUGGUAUUCGCGCCAGAAAUACCGCCUGACAAUUUGUCGUUAUUGAAUCGCUGGGAACGACUGAAAGCACUCCAUCAUAAAUUUGGUCAACGAUGGAAAAAUGAGUACCUUCAGGAGCUACACAAGAGGUACAAAUGGUAG
Messenger RNA from Lucilia sericata (common green bottle fly), 750 nucleotides. RefSeq lists its product as uncharacterized. The record is from RefSeq and is a predicted model, not a curated record. Gene Ontology annotation, molecular function: nucleic acid binding. Gene Ontology annotation, biological process: DNA integration. Lineage: Eukaryota; Metazoa; Arthropoda; Insecta; Diptera; Calliphoridae. Bases 1 to 750 code for a protein of 249 amino acids. The transcript has a single exon.